Molecule: messenger RNA, 4497 nt
Organism: Centruroides sculpturatus (bark scorpion)
Lineage: Eukaryota; Metazoa; Arthropoda; Arachnida; Scorpiones; Buthidae
Product: proto-oncogene tyrosine-protein kinase receptor Ret-like
Exons: 23
Coding region: 14-3247 (1077 amino acids)
Biological process (GO): cell surface receptor protein tyrosine kinase signaling pathway; homophilic cell-cell adhesion; positive regulation of kinase activity
Cellular component (GO): plasma membrane; signaling receptor complex; axon
Molecular function (GO): transmembrane receptor protein tyrosine kinase activity; ATP binding; calcium ion binding
Source: RefSeq, a predicted model, not a curated record
CUGUCGGAUCAACAUGCAUCACGCCACGCCAGUCCAAAUGUGGUGUUUAUAUUCGUUUAUGACGUUUAUGCAUAUUGUGCAAGGUGUAACGUGGUUUCCACGUGAAACUUCGAUCCUUCUUCCUGCUGAUUUUCCUGUAGGAGUGCCUUUCUACCAUUUAACUUUGGUCGAUAAUGGCUAUCGUACUGAACAGAAACCAAGCUUUAAAAUGGGGAAAGUUUUGAAAAUUUAUCAUAAUAAAAGGCAUGAAAUAAAAAGGAAACUUUUUCAUAUUAAUAAAAAUAAUGGAAGCAUCAGUCUUCUAGAUUCGUUCUCGCACAAAGGUGGUAAUAUGACUUUUUCAAUAGAAAUUUUGACAAAUUCUGAAAUUAAAACCGUAUUAAAAGUAAACGUAAUUGACAUUUCAAAUAAUUGCGAACCCAAUCCAAAUUUCUGCUUUUUAUCAAGCGAUGCGACGUAUCUACUGUUAGAAAAUACAAAAUUAGGAACAAUUAUUGACAAUUUAUUGCCUCUUACGACUCGAUAUGUGUGUAAAUAUAAUGUAACAUACAAUGUAAGCUCAGGUUCUGAUAUUGUUCACGUGGAUUCACAGAAUGGAUUUUUGACUCUGGUUUCGAAUUUGGAUGCAGAAGAAAAUACCGAAUUAAAUUUUAGUAUUUCGUGUCAGAUAAAUGAAAUGGAAGAAAAUAUAUAUUACAUGAAAGGAUUGAUAAAAGUGAAAGAUAUCAAUGAUAAUGCUCCUUACAAAAAGAAUAAUUUUGAUAGGAAACAUAUUUUUAAAGCAUCUCAUGUCAGUCCUGGCAAAUUGUUUCCUUUUAUGUUUACAGUUUGUGAUAAAGAUUCUUCCCAAUCAAAUAACGUAUCUGUAAAAAUCGAAAACGAUUCUUUAAAUCUCUUUUCGGUUAAGAAAACAUUCAUACACGAAAAUGUUGAGGAUUGUGCAACAUUUAUACAUGUCGAACUUCAAACUGCUCGCCAUUUUGUUUUUCCUGGAACACAAUAUAACUUUAGCCUUAUAUUCGAAGAUAUUGGGUAUAUUGGAGAUGGCAGCAAUAAGGUGAUCGAUUUUAUAAAAAUUAAUAACUUUACUAAAAAUCAAAAUCUUGUGCCAGAAAAUGUAUAUUACUCAACUGUAUCUUCCGAGAUGGUUUUACAUUCGAGAGUAAUUAAACCAUUCGACCUUGAUCCGGAAGAUGGAUAUACCUUUCAAAUUAUUCAUUUAAAUUCGAGGAAAAAAAUAUUUGCUACAACAACUCAUACUGGAAUUAUAUAUUUAAUGAAUGAGAGAGCAUUUACUUCAUCUCCUACUUCAUUUUAUCAUCUGAAUCUUUCUUGGAUAUCAGUAAACGAUAGCGGAAGCACCGAAAUUUUUGUUAACGUUACAAAAACAGCUCAGAAUAAAUCAAAUUUAACAUGCGAUAACUUAUGUUCUUCCUCUACAAAUGAAACUUUAUGCACCUCUACUUGUGGAAUUGGAAGUUACACCGGUCUUUGUAUGUGGAGAAAUUUUAGAAGAGUUGACUAUCCUAAAAAUAAAACUCCCCCCGUAUCUUCGCACUACGCAACGUGUAGUCCCGAUUUGAAGACUUGUCCAGAUGGAAUCUGUGACGAACUUGAAACACUUGACAAAAACCUGUGCCCACAAGAUUGUGCUAAGGAGAUUGUCGGAGGAAAUAUAAAUCCCUUAACAAAUAUGGGUAUAAUUGAAGCGUAUGAUACUUGUUUCUGUAGUAGCAUCAAUACUUGCCAAUGUACUAGUGAUUCAUAUUACGAAAACAGGUUAAAACCUAUAGACAGACUUAAAAACUCACAAACUGUUUUUGAUAAGAAGAGGAAAGAGUCUAGCCUUAUUCAAACUGGAUCAGAACAUGGUAUUUCAGUGACAAAGAAAAAAGAAACAUUUUUAGUUAUUGAUGGUACCGUUUGUGGAACGGGUUGCGUUGCAGGAAUAUUUUUAUGUGCGUCUGUGGUUUUUGUAUCGUUUAUGGGAUUUCUAGCCUAUCAUUGGGUUAAAAGAUGGAGAAUUAAUCGUAAAAAACCUAAAUGUGUGGGAAGUCCUAUGCCUUCUGUUGUGUUAUCUAAUUAUGUAGAUGAACAUUCUUCCUCUGUUGAAUUCCCUAACGUAAACGAAGCAAAAGUCGAUCUAAAAUGGGAAUUUCCUCGUAAAAAUCUUAAACUAGAACAAACAUUAGGAGAAGGAGAAUUUGGCAAAGUGAUGAAAGCUCGAGCUUGGGGUAUCAAUGGAACUCAAGAACAUACAACUGUUGCCGUAAAGAUGUUAAAAACAAAUGGAACCAUAAUCGAACAACAAGACUUAUUAUCGGAGUUCAAUAUGUUGAAAGAAAUAUCUCAUCCUAAUGUUAUUCGACUAUUAGGGGCUUGCACACAAAAAGGUGGUCCGUUAUAUAUAAUUGUGGAAUAUGCGGAACAUGGAUCCUUGAGAAGUUAUCUAAGAAAUCGGCGCAAAUUAUCAUUCGAUAGACCUAUAUCAGAAAAUAUCCAUACAGUUUGGAAUCCUAUUUACAGUUUUGAAAAUGAAAAUGGUAGUUCGGCACUCAGUCAAAAAGAUUUAUUAUCGUUUGCUUGGCAGAUUGCUAAAGGAAUGGCAUACUUGAGUGAUAUGAAGCUGUUGCAUCGAGAUUUGGCUGCUAGAAAUGUGCUUAUAGCUGCAGGAAAUAUCAUUAAGAUUUCGGAUUUUGGCUUAAGUAGAGAUAUUUAUGAAGGAGAUACGUAUUUAAAAAGGAGUAAAGGAAGAGUACCUGUGAAAUGGAUGGCUUUGGAAUCAUUGGAAGAUCAUAUUUACACUACUAAAAGUGAUGUGUGGUCGUUUGGUGUAGUCUUAUGGGAAAUAGUUACGUUAGGUGCAUCGCCUUAUCCGGGAAUAACACCUGAAAGGCUCUUUCAACUUUUGAAAUCAGGUUAUCGUAUGGGAAGACCGGCAAAUUGUUCCCCAGAAUUGCAUAAAAUCAUGCUAAUAUGUUGGCAGCAGAAUCCUCACGAAAGACCUUCCUUCAGACAAUUAGUCCAAAUAUUUGAUACCAUGUUGCAAGAGACUGUGGAAUAUUUGUCUCUUCGGCCUGCAUCACCGAACGAAAUUAUUAAUUGUGAUGACGAAAGCGAUUUAGAAGAAAAUCAUAACAGAGAAAAUGUUCAGUGCGACGAAAUGAGCGGUUUGUUAAACAAAACUAAUACACAAGAUGAAAAUACAUAUGUAUAUAAAGAAAAUAUUUAUUUUAAUGUAAUUUAAAUGAUUGAGAUAAUGUAAAAAAAUGUUGAAAUUUAUGAAAGAUAUUCUGUAAUUGAUUCAUCUAUCCAGCUCUUUGAAUUUCUUCAAAAUAUCUAGGAAUUUCGUGUCCUAAGAUUAAAUUUAUCAUGAAAACAAAAUGGCUACACACACCUAUUGAAAUUUUAGAUAUGUGGUCAAAGAACUACAUUUUACAUGGAAAAUAUAUAUUUUAUCGAUUGUUCACUUAUCAUAACUUUAAGAAAGAAUGGUAAACUAGUAGUAUAUAUUUUAAUACAGAAGGUUUAUGUUCAAGAUUUUGCUUCUUUCUUAAUUUAAUAAUACAGUAGCUCGCAGAUAAUGUUAACUUAUAGCCUAUAUGUUCAUUAUUUUCAUAUGUUUUAUAAUUAACGUUCAUAAAUGCAUUAGAAAGUAUGGUGUAAAUAUUUUCCUUAUUAAAUUAUAAUUUUUGCAAUUUCAUCAAGAUCAUUAUUAAAAUCUAAACUGCAAUUCAUUAACAUUAUAAUAAAUUAAUCAGCUUUGUACAAAUAAUAAUUUUGGCAUCAGAUUAUUAGAAUUUCAGUAUUAUAGCGUUUUAUAUGACACGAAAUAAUUAGUAUUUUAUAUGUAAUCAUAAUUGUUAUGUGUCAACGAAUGUAAUUAUAUAUUUAUAUGUUUUAUUCUUGCAUAAUGAACUCAUGAAAGAGUAAUGUAAUUCCAUCUCCACGCUAUAAUACAUUGUUCCACAAAUUGUAAUUAUAACUUCAGACAUCAACACAAAAAUCAGAAACUUACAGUUUUUUUUACAUGAAAAGCUUUCAAAGUUUUAUUUACAAAGGUCAAUAUAACUCGAUAUAUUUACCCUUUACAGGUGAAUGAAUGAAUAUUAGUACCUCGAUGAAGGGUGGCACACUGUGGAGACUUGACUUCACUCCAAAUUUUUAUCAUCAGUUAAGGAUCCAUCUCUAAAUAAAAAGAUACAUUCAUACUAAAACCUUGUGAGUUUAUGUUUCACACACAAAAAUCUACAUGAAAAUAUUUUGAUUCCUGAUUAUUGGUGUCUAAAGUUAUAAAGAUAAUGUAGAACAUGUUGUGUAUUAUAUCAAAAUUUGCUUAUAAAUACUGUUUAGAGAUUUCAAUAGGCUUUUCGACUUGCUACUUAAGAUUUUUAUAUAAUUAAUAAGUCAUGUAAAAAUUUAUUUCUAUGACAAUUAAUGUAAAUAAAUAUUUUUGCAAAUGUCUGUGGUCAUAAAACUACAUCAAAUUUUUCUGAG